Molecule: messenger RNA, 791 nt
Organism: Serpula lacrymans var. lacrymans S7.9
Lineage: Eukaryota; Fungi; Basidiomycota; Agaricomycetes; Boletales; Serpulaceae
Exons: 1
Coding region: 173-388 (71 amino acids)
Source: RefSeq, a predicted model, not a curated record
AAGUGACUUCACUUCAAGGUGAAAGAUAAGAUGGAUUGCUGUAUUCAUACAAUCAUCAAUCAACGUGACAUCUACACUCACAAUCAAAGACAUGUUUGACAGACUGUGUCAUACUGUACAGAGUGACCAGGUUUGUUUCAGGGGAUGUGAUUGAAUAGUGAAGACGACAUUGAUGAACAAGAGCAAGGCGAAUUGCACUCGAGUACACCUUCCAAUUCUGGCCAAUGAUACCCUCCUGUCCCCCCUAGCUUCCUCGCGGCCGCACUCCAAUGGCGUGUUGUAUGAUUCCUUGGUCAGAGUCCCACAGAUGUCUUCUUAUGCAAAGCGGCCACAUCACCUAUGCAUGUUAUUUUACACAAGAAUACGUGAUAUCGUUACUCAACUGUGAGCAAGUUGUGUGGCACGCAUCAGCGGAUAACAUAAAAAAUAGUGCCGGAUGGGUAGCGGAUUUGGAAUGAGAAGAGUGAUUUACCAUAGAAACGGAUGCGAGUCUAAUCUAUCCGCGGACUAGGCACGCCGAGUCGUCCAAGCCACUGCAUGAACGAACAGAGGAUUGCUGUGAAUCGUACAACCGUUGACUGUCAGCGGGACAGCGAAUCUGCUACUCCCGGUGUCCUGUACACUCUUUUGCACCGAAAUGCGCACCCAUUUUCACUGUCACCUAUUGUGUACAUGACCACGAGGUAGGAGAACCAUACAGCAUUAGCGAAUAAGCGGGCGUCUGGAUACAGCAAGGCAGGUGUGCUAGCAGGGGAUUCGCCGAUGUCUCUGGGUCUGAGCGUAAGAAGGGA